UUCCACAGUACCAAGAAAUCUACUAUCUAGACAUGGACAAGCUAGAAAAGGUACCAGUCGUCAAGGAGACAAACGCUUCGGACCUCGAGUCCUCCAGCGUUGACGAGAAUAACGAGGAAUGGCAUAUUUUCAAGGACCCAGUGGUGGCUGCACACUAUGCUGAGCUCUACGAGAGGACCAAGUAUGAGUGUCGUUUCCACGUCGACCCCGACUUCACCUGGACCAAGGAGGAAGAAAGACGGGUGUUGUGGAAAAACGAGUACUACGUCACUUUCUGGGCAUUCAUCAUGUUCACCGCAUUGAAUUUUGACAGAAACAACAUGCAGCAGGCGUUGUCGGACAACUUUCUUGCCGACCUUGGUUUGAACACCAAUCAGCUCAACAUUGGAAACACCAUCAACUUAGUGUGCUUCUUGGUGGCCGAGUUGCCCUCGCAGUUGAUCUCUAAGAAGAUCGGGGCGGACGUCUGGAUUCCUACCCAGAUGGUGUUGUGGAGUGCGGUUUCUAUGUGUCAAGCAGGGAUUAAAAAUGCACCAGGAUUUUACAUCACAAGAGGGUUGUUAGGAGCAUUGCAGGGUGGUUUUAUCUGUGAUGUGGGGCUUUGGAUUUCUUACUUCUACACCAACUCCGAGUUCCCGCUCCGGUUGUCUUUGUUCUACAUUUCGAACCAGCUGUCGACGAUUUUCUCCAGUUUAUUGGCUUUUGCUAUCUUGAAAAUCAAGACUGGAGCCAUUACUCAAAGUUGGAGGUGGUUAUUUUUGCUUGAGGGUUUAUUUACCCUUUUGGUGGGGAUUUUUGCCUACUUCAAGAUGCCUGCUUCCGCAGUGCAAACCAAGGCUUGGUACAGGCCCAAAGGCUGGUACACCGAGAGGGAAGAGAAGAUUGUUGUCAACAGAGUGGUGAGAGACGACCCCACUAAGGGUGAUAUGAACAACAGACAGCCUGUCGGUCCCAAGGAAUUGUUGCACACCUUACUCGACUAUGAUUUGCUUCCCAUCUACAUUUUCAGAUUAUUUGCUGAUAUUUGUACUGCCCCAGUUGCUACCUAUUUACAAAUCGUUCUUCGUCAUAUGGGGUUCAGCACCUUCCAGACCAAUGCCUUGACCAUCCCUUACAAUGUCAUUGCGAUAAUCACCAUGAUCGGGUUAAGUGUUCUUUCUGAAAGGCUAAAAUCAUUGGCUUUUGCUCUAGCAUUGAUCCCAAUCUGGAUUUUGGCCACGUUAAUUCCGUUGAGGUUCUGGGGCGACGCCCAGAAGAAUAUAUGGGGAACUUGGGGGUUAUUGACGGUUCUAUUGGGGCAUGCUCCAAGUUGGCCUUUGACAAUCAGUUGGUGUUCUUACAACUCCAAUGGUGUCAGAACUCGGGCUGUUUCUGCAGCAGUGGUCAAUAUGUUUUCCCAGGCUGCUGCCAUCAUCGGGUCAAAUAUAUAUCGAAAGGACGAUGCUCCUCUAUACAAGAGGGGCAACCAGGUGUUGAUCGGUAUUACAUUUGCUACUUUAGCAGUUGCAAUCUUGAGCAGAUUUUACUAUCAGUUUAGAAACAAACAGAAGGAAGCACAGUGGAGCGCUUUGACUCCCGAGGAGCAGGAGAACUACGUGCAUGCUUCCACUGUUCAGGGUAACAAGAGAUUAGAUUUUAGAUUCCGCUACUAGCCAUAUCUGGUUAUAUGACUUUAGUGAUUAUUAUAAGGUAUUUAAAGAUAGUAGAUGUAACGAAUUAA
This is a messenger RNA of Suhomyces tanzawaensis NRRL Y-17324, 1720 nucleotides long. RefSeq names its product MFS general substrate transporter. Gene Ontology annotation, biological process: transmembrane transport. The transcript has a single exon. Lineage: Eukaryota; Fungi; Ascomycota; Pichiomycetes; Serinales; Debaryomycetaceae. Gene Ontology annotation, molecular function: transmembrane transporter activity. The coding region runs from base 33 to 1652 and encodes 539 amino acids. The record is from RefSeq and is a predicted model, not a curated record. Gene Ontology annotation, cellular component: membrane.